Ilex paraguariensis (yerba mate) is the source of this 1277-nucleotide messenger RNA. NCBI's taxonomy places the organism in Eukaryota, Viridiplantae, Streptophyta, Magnoliopsida, Aquifoliales, Aquifoliaceae. The record is from the annotation of a GenBank genome assembly.
CAAGAGUAUGACGGUGCAGCAGCCAAGAGUAAGACGCUGCACCGACACAAUUCUCAUUUUAACAAGUUCAUUCAUUUGCGUCUCUCCCCCGUCUCUCUCUGUCUCUAUCUCUCUCUCUAAUUUCACCUCUUGUCGCCGCAAUUCGCUGAAUCUCUCCAUAAUCUAGGGCACAAAUCCUUUCUGCGACCAUGAAUAUAUUCAGAUUCGCAGGCGACAUGUUUCAUUUGAUCAGUAUCUUGGUGCUUCUUCUCAAAAUAUACGCCACAAAAUCUUGCACAGGGAUUUCACUGAAGACUCAGGAGCUGUAUGCGGUUGUGUUUCUAGCUCGAUACUUGGACCUGUUUACAGACUUCAUUUCUGUGUAUAACACUGUGAUGAAGCUGGUGUUUAUUGGGAGCUCUCUGGCAAUAGUGUGGUGCAUGCGCUAUCACCGAGUUGUUAAGCGCUCGUAUGAUCGUGAACUUGAUACUUUUCGGCAUUACUUUCUCAUUGCUGCGAGUUUUGUGUUGGCACUUUUUGUACAUGAGAAGUUCACAACUCAGGAGAUCUUCUGGGCAUUUUCAAUAUACUUGGAGGCAGUUGCGAUUCUUCCCCAACUGGUCCUGCUACAAAGAAGUGGCAAUGUGGACAACUUGACUGGACAAUAUGUUUUCUUCCUUGGGGCUUAUCGCUCGUUCUAUAUUUUCAACUGGAUUUACCGCUAUUUCACUGAGCAGAAAUAUAGUCGAUGGAUAUCUUCCAUCUCUGGUCUUGUCCAGACUGCUCUCUAUGCAGAUUUCUUCUACUACUACUUCCUCAGCUGGAAAAACAAUGCUAAGCUUCAGCUGCCGGCUUGAGGUGAGCAAGGAUUGAUGUCAUGGAAAGUUGAUUUUAUUGAGCUGAAUCGCGGUUCUCAUGGGUGGGCUGGUGAACGUAUCUGCUUGAUCGUGCUUCUUGCAAUGAACGGAUAGAGGUCCAUGCAAUGAGGAAGAAUUAAGAGAGAGACUCUAAUGAUCGAUAGGCACGUUUUUAGAUUUAGAUCACAAAACAAUUGCAUCUGAGUGGAUAAUUUUGAACUUUCUAGUUAACUUAACAUUCCGAUAACGUGUAGAAAUGUUGGAAGUUCAAAAGUGCAUAUGUAUAUGACUAACUUCAUUCACACUUUGAUCUUCGGGAACAAGGUAUUUUUUGUGAAAGACUGAUGAUGUACUGUUUGGUACUACUAUUGAGCAAAUUUUUUAUUUUUUUUUCGGUGAAGAUACAAUUUCAUUAUAGAAAUGGAAAUUAGUUGGACAACG